This is a messenger RNA of Huiozyma naganishii CBS 8797, 1134 nucleotides long. RefSeq lists its product as uncharacterized. Bases 1 to 1134 code for a protein of 377 amino acids. The transcript has a single exon. NCBI's taxonomy places the organism in Eukaryota, Fungi, Ascomycota, Saccharomycetes, Saccharomycetales, Saccharomycetaceae. The record is from RefSeq and is a predicted model, not a curated record.
AUGUCUUCCGAAGUUAAAGACAUCCUUUAUAGCCUUAGAAAUCUACAGGUUAUGAACCCUGACAAGUUGCGGUUCAUGAAAAAGCUCUCUUCGUUCAGCAACUAUCCGGUUUGGGUCAGACAGUUUGAGAUGAAGAUCAAAAACAACUGUAGGCCCUUGUUUUUGUAUCUGAAAGAUGAGGAGAACAAGGUUUACAACUUUGACUACGAAGAAGUAUCUGAAAAGAAGAAUACUCAAGCUAUUGUGGGUCUGUUCAAUGACACCAUAUUUGGAAUGAUCAAUGCGACUGCAACUGGAAAGGCGCUAGAAAUCGUUGAACAAGUCUUCUUUUCUGAAGCUGAUUACAACGAGGUACAUUUCGGAAAGAUGCUGCUGCUGAGGAUUGCCCACGAGUAUGAGAAUCCAAAGUUGAUUGACGUUGUCAGUCUUUUGGAAGACUGGAUGAAGCCUUUGAAGACAGCCGAAGAACAUGAAGAAAUCUUUAAGUCAUUGCUGGCAAACAGACGGAUGCUUGGCAGUGAACUUUUCUUGGCUGCUUUCGCUGUGUACAAGGCACCACCAAACACCCAAAGAAGAUUGGUCGAUAAGUUUGGCAGAUCUUCCACAGUUGAUAUAGCAGAUCUGUUCCGGACGGGCCGUGGUUGGGCAGCGGAAGAGUUCAAGUCCUCCAAGGGCAAGAGUGAAUCGUCCGCGUUGGUUGUGCAGAAGAAGGAGUUCAGACCUUGCAGACAUUGUAAUGGAAACCAUUAUGACAACAAAUGCCCUAAACAGAAGAAGAAGUGGCAUCAAGCAAAGCUUAUGUCUGUGGGGAAUGAAGAUGAGCCUAGUGGACUUAUUGCUAGAGUCGCCUUUGCCGAUAACCAGCCAGAAAAAACUGGAAACUGGUACCUGGACAGUGGUUGUUCAAUGCACAUGACAGGGUCCAAGAACUCUUUUGAGACAUUGGAAAUGAAAGGCGGCGGUGCUGUUCACGGGAUCGGUGCCUCUUUGAAGAUUCAAGGGAACGGUAUUGUGGAGCUUGGGAAGUACACCGUAAAUGAUACGGCGUAUGUUCCUAACUUGCCUCGUAACUUGCUGUCAGUGUCAAAAAUGACUCAGAAGACAGGGAAGUGCGUGAUCUUUACCGAGUCUUAG